AUGGCCCGGAGGGGUGGAAGCAUAGGGAGGACGAGCAAGGCAAAGGCAAAGCCGAAGGUGGCACCGACUCGUGCUCCCAAUCGGCCUAGUGCUCGUGCAUCAGCGCCAAGCCGUGCACAGGCAUCCCGGGCUGCUCCUGGAGCCAAGCGGGGAUCUGUGAAGCGAAAAGCAGAGGAAGCCAACCUAGGAGCAGAUCACUGGCACGACUUCGACGAGAAUUGCGAAUCUGAGGCGACCGAGGAGUCAUGGGAUCCCACUGGUUGUGAAGCAGAGGAUGUCUCCGACGCAGAGAGCGAGGAGAUGGCAGAUCCUAGUCGAAGUCGCCAUGGGCCCUCAGAGGCUGAUCGUGUUUAUGCAGAGCUGAUCCGAAACGGUGCCACACCGGCCAUCGUUGGAAAGCAACGAAAAGUUGGGAAGGAGCAGCCUGAGAUGGAACUCUUUACCCCAGCAGCUGCUGUGAAAGCAGGUCUGAUCUCCGACCCUGCGGAGGGGCGAAGACAUCGGCAAUCUUUCGGGUUUCCUUUCGGCAACCUCUUCAGAUUCUGA
Molecule: messenger RNA, 546 nt
Organism: Cladocopium goreaui
Lineage: Eukaryota; Dinophyceae; Suessiales; Symbiodiniaceae
Source: the annotation of a GenBank genome assembly